AUGCCUUUCACCAAGCUUGUCAAGAACUCUCCCUACUUCUCCAGAUUCCAGACCAAGUACAAGCGCAGAAGAGCGGGAAAGACCGACUACUAUGCCCGAAAGCGACUGGUGACCCAGGCAAAGAACAAGUACAAUGCACCCAAGUACCGGCUCGUCGUCCGCUUCACCAACCGCGACAUCAUCACCCAAUUGGUCACUGCCGAACUCACCGGCGACAAGGUCUUCGUUGCGGCCUACGCCCAUGAGCUCAAGAGAUAUGGUAUCCAGAACGGUCUGACCAACUGGUCUGCCGCAUACGCCACCGGCCUUUUGCUCGCUCGACGCGCACUCAAGAAGCUCGGCCUGGAUGAAGACUUCACCGGUGUCGAAGAGGCGGAUGGUGAAUUCAAGCUUACCGAAGCUGCCGAGGGUGAGGAUGGCGAGGAGCGUCGCCCAUUCAAGGCCUUCCUCGAUGUUGGUCUUCACCGAACUUCCACCGGUGCCCGUGUCUUCGGUGCACUGAAGGGUGCCUCUGAUGGCGGUCUUUACAUCCCUCACAACGAGAAGCGUUUCCCCGGCUACGACCCAGAGAGCAAGGAACUCGAUGCCGAACUCCUUCGCAAGUACAUCUUCGGGGGCCACGUCGCAGAAUACAUGGAGACUCUCGCCGAUGAUGACGAGGAACGUUACAAGUCUCAGUUCUCCAAGUACAUUGAGAACGACAUCGAGGCUGAUGGUCUUGAGGAGCUCUACUCAGAAGCCCACGCCGCCAUCCGAGAAGACCCAUUCAAGAAAGACGAAGAUGAAGGCGACAAGAAGACCAAGGAGGAAUGGAAGGCCGAGGGCAAGAAGUACAAGGUCGGCAAGUUAUCCAAGGAGGAGAAGAGCAAGAGAAUCGAGGAGAAGAUCGCCGCUCUUGCUUCUUGA
This is a messenger RNA of Capronia epimyces CBS 606.96, 906 nucleotides long. RefSeq names its product 60S ribosomal protein L5. Gene Ontology annotation, biological process: ribosomal large subunit assembly; translation. Lineage: Eukaryota; Fungi; Ascomycota; Eurotiomycetes; Chaetothyriales; Herpotrichiellaceae. Gene Ontology annotation, molecular function: structural constituent of ribosome; 5S rRNA binding. The transcript has 3 exons. The record is from RefSeq and is a predicted model, not a curated record. Gene Ontology annotation, cellular component: ribosome; cytosolic large ribosomal subunit. The coding region runs from base 1 to 906 and encodes 301 amino acids.